AUGAAGCCCGCCACCCCCAGCAAGCUCCGCCGAUCCGACCUCCCGACAGCCAUGUCUGAACAGCUCAGUAUAUGUGAGGUGGAGAUGAACGGCCUCUACGACUAUUCGUCCCUGACGCCCUCACAAAUGACGUUUGAUCACCACCUCCAGCACAUCUACGCCGCCGACCCGUCUGCACAGUACGCCGAGUACGCACCGUUCGCAGCGGCACCCUCGCCCGGAGGCCUGAGCCUGUACGGAGCAGACGACGUGAACGGCAUGCCCUCGUCUGGCCUGUCCACAGCCUCGGCCGACUCGUCCGCAGCGGGAUCGCCGCAGUCGAACCCCGUGGGUAUGACGCAGGACUGGUCGGGCCAGGGCCAGCAGCAGCAGCAGCAGAUGCACCACAACCAGCACCCCGGCAUCGUGGGAAACGACUACGUCUCCCCCGCCGAUUUUGGCGGUGCUCCCGCUUAUGCCACCCUCGACGAGUCCAUGGCCGUCACCUUUGAUUUCGGACAGCAUCAGCCCAAGGGAUUUGUCGGCAAGACCGUCACAUUCCUUAUCUGA
This is a messenger RNA of Geosmithia morbida, 549 nucleotides long. RefSeq lists its product as uncharacterized. The transcript has 3 exons. Lineage: Eukaryota; Fungi; Ascomycota; Sordariomycetes; Hypocreales; Bionectriaceae. The coding region runs from base 1 to 549 and encodes 182 amino acids. The record is from RefSeq and is a predicted model, not a curated record.